Molecule: messenger RNA, 5634 nt
Organism: Strigops habroptila (Kakapo)
Lineage: Eukaryota; Metazoa; Chordata; Aves; Psittaciformes; Psittacidae
Gene: SLC41A1
Product: solute carrier family 41 member 1
Exons: 10
Coding region: 939-2486 (515 amino acids)
Biological process (GO): monoatomic cation transport
Cellular component (GO): plasma membrane
Molecular function (GO): monoatomic cation transmembrane transporter activity
Source: RefSeq, a predicted model, not a curated record
ACCCUCAGUGUGUGCUGGAGGAAGGUGCAGGGGAAUGAAUGAGCUGUUAUGGCACGCAAGCCAAUGCAAUAUCUGUUUUCCUUCCAUGUACUUCAGGUGAAAGAGGAAUUCUUGGAGAGUGCCCCGAAGCCGGAGGCUGUUCAGAUGCCAGCUCCCACCCUCCAGCCUGCUCAGCCCCGUGAGUAACCUGAACUGGGAGCCUGCUGUUACUUUAAAUAAGAGCUCUCAUUGACUCGUGCUGUGAGGUGAGAAAUCCUCCUGGAAGAGGCCAGCGGUGACACUCGGAGCCUGUUGGUGUUGCUGGGUGUUUUGAGAACACAAAACAGCAGAAGCAAACCCCCUCCCAGAGCCUUCAGGCUCCAGUUCCGUAGUGGAGAAGGUACCAAAGCCCUGGUAGUAAGAAGAGCUUUUAUAGAUUGUAUCAUCUCUGAAAUCCAGCCCCUCGUAUCUACUCGCUGCUUCCUCCUCCCUCUGAGCUUCUGUGUUACUCAGUGGUCUUUCCUUCAUCUGGUUUUCUCUCUGCCUUGUGUACCCCGUCACAGCAGACGUGCUGCUGGAAGAGGAAUCUGGAGAAAGAUGCGCUAAAGUGUCAUACAUCAAAGCAGAAGAGCUUGGAUCCUGUCUCAGUGGCUGCUGUACCGCACGGUGCUGGGGAGGAGGAGGAUUGGAGUGAAUCUGCUGUAAUUCCCAGUUCCUGCAGCGUUCCUAGUUCCUGCUAGCUCCGUGUGCUUGGUGUCCUCCAUUCCUGGACUUUGCUUGAUGGGGAUCUCUGCUGCAGGAGCAGUCUCUGCACCUCAAGGCAGGCAAGCAGGGAUAGGGGAGGUCGCCUCUAGAUGCUGGAAAGGCCAUUUGUGUAAGCUCCUGGCAGAAGAUCUCCUCUGGAACAGCUGCUGGCUGUAGGCCCACCAAGCCAAGGGUCAGGAUAGCCUCUCUGCAGCAUGUCUUCCAAGCCAGAGCAGAAGGAGACCCACCAGGCCAACGGGGCUGUGCUGCCCAUCGUGCCCGUGGACUGUCUCGCCAGUCCGGACCGAGGGCAGCUGGUGGAGCCCUCGGAUUUCCUGGGGCCUGAUGGAGCUGGGGUGGAAGUGGUGGUGCUGGAGUCCCGUGCCAAUGCUAAAGGGGUGCGGGAAGAAGAUGCCCUGCUGGAGAACGGCAGCCAGAGCAAUGAAAGUGAUGACACCAGCACGGACCGAGGCCCUGAGCCAGCCUCUCCCCUCAAGGAGACCUCCUUUUCCAUCGGGCUGCAAGUCCUCUUUCCCUUCCUCCUGGCAGGCUUUGGGACAGUUGCUGCUGGAAUGGUGCUGGACAUUGUGCAGCACUGGGAUGUCUUCAAAUAUGUGACUGAGGUCUUUAUCUUAGUCCCUGCAUUGCUGGGCCUGAAGGGGAACUUGGAGAUGACUCUGGCAUCUCGCCUGUCCACAGCUGCUAAUAUUGGCCAAAUGGAUACACCCAAAGAGCUCUGGAAGAUGAUAACAGGGAACAUGGCUCUGAUACAGGUUCAGGCCACCGUGGUUGGCUUCCUGGCCUCCAUCGCAGCCGUGGUGUUCGGAUGGAUCCCAGAUGGGCACUUCAGCAUUGACCAUGCUGUCCUGCUGUGUGCCAGCAGUGUGGCUACUGCUUUCAUUGCUUCCCUUGUGCUGGGCAUGAUUAUGAUUGGGGUCAUCAUCGGAUCCAGGAAGAUGGGGAUCAAUCCUGAUAACGUCGCCACACCAAUUGCUGCCAGCCUGGGGGAUCUCAUCACCCUGGCUCUGCUUUCAGGGAUCAGCUGGGGCUUGUACAAAGAGCUGGAGAGCAAAGCCUACGUGAACCCUUUGGUAUGCGCCUUCUUCAUCGCCCUGCUGCCCAUCUGGAUCAUCAUUGCCAAGAAGAAUGCGGCCACCCGGGAGGUGCUGUACUCUGGCUGGGAGCCUGUCAUCAUUGCAAUGGCUAUCAGCAGUGUCGGGGGUUUAAUUCUGGACAGAACAGUCUCAGAUCCAAACUUCGCUGGGAUGGCCGUCUUCACACCGGUUAUCAACGGUGUUGGUGGCAACCUGGUGGCCGUGCAGGCGAGUCGCAUCUCUACGUACCUGCACAUGAGUGGGAUGCCUGGAGAGAGCCCCGACACAGCCCCUCGCAAGUGCCCCAGCCCCUGCAGCACGUUCUUCAGCUCAGAUGUGAAUUCCCGCUCUGCUCGUGUGCUCUUUCUUCUGGUGGUGCCUGGCCACUUGGUUUUCCUUUACACCAUCAGCUCCAUGCAAGGAGGACACACUACGCUCACCCUCAUUUUCAUCGUCUUCUACAUGACGGCUGCACUUCUCCAGGUUCUUAUUCUCCUAUACAUUGCUGACUGGAUGGUGCACUGGAUGUGGGGCAGGGACCUCGAUCCUGACAACUUCUCCAUCCCAUACUUGACAGCGCUGGGGGACCUGAUUGGAACAGGGCUCCUUGCUCUCAGCUUUCACAUCCUCUGGCUCAUUGGUGACCGGGACUCCGAUGUGGGAGACUAGUUCCCCCCUUCUCCCAGCUCUCCUCCUCCUCUCCUCUUGUUGUUGUCGUUCCUUUUCCUGCCCCCUCGCUCUUCUUUGCUUCUUCCCCCCGACCCUUGUCUCUCUUGAGACUUCAUCUUUGAUACUGGAUUCUCAUUAUUUUCAAUGGGAAUUUUAUGUGGUUUAUAUUUCAAGCCAAGUUUGUACAGAAAAUAAAUCUAGUUUUAGGAAGGACAAAAAAACCCCCAAGUGUAACGAGACAAUCACCAAGUGCAAUUUCAUCUUAGGUAUGUCUGAACCAAGGUUACAGGGAAGCUCCUGGUCAGUUGGGUCACGCAGGGAGCCCCCCCUGUCCUUGUCCCUGUCCCUGGAGGUGAAAAGCUGCUUCUUUCGCUUCAUAAGCGUGUUAAAUACUGGAGGGAAAGGAUUGAUGUUACUCAAGGCACCUUCUAGCAAAGCGCAAGCUCAUGGCUGAGGGCGUUGGGCAUCUCCUGUCACCUCUGCCCUGUCGCCCUCCUCCCUCGUGGUCACUCAAACGCCCCUCCUGUGCCUGGCACCCAAAGCACUCGAGUCUCUGGCAGAGGGAUUCAUGAGGAUGAUGAGGAAGGAUUGUCUGUGCCAGAAGCCCCAUCCCUGUGUGCCCGCAGGGGAGUGAGGGGGUUGGGGUUUGAGGACUGCAGAGCCUCCAGGCCUGGUCUCUGCUGGCAGACUCAGGCAGCAUCUCAAGCUGCAGACUCCUUGGGAGCUGGCUUCAGCUCCUGCUACGCUAAGUCUGCAGAGGCCGAGGGCUCUCCCCAUCCAUCCUUCCCCCCCCUGCCUGCCAGUGCCCCGCUGGAGCAGUUGUGGAUUGUGUCCCCCAGCUUCCCUUCGUGCUCCUGUGGGCACAGCACUGCAGCCUGUUCUGUGCAGUUGACUCUCCUGGAGGGGUGGAUGGAAAAACAGAUCCUAUUUUGUGUAUUAAGACUUUCUUUCAGUUGCUGAGUGCUGCUGAGGGGCCGCUGGAGCUGGGAAGAAGCCACCCAAGACCUCCCCUGGAGAUCCCUGGGAUUUCUGUGUGGUGGAGAACAGGUCAGCAGGCACAGUCAGGCACCCAAGCCCUGGUUCUUAGUGCAGCGCUCUCUGUGUGGGACUGUCCAGUACAGGGUUCCCUGCUCUGUUCUUCAGGAACACUGUCAGCACUCAGUGCUUUGUAGUUUGCCCAUUUGGGUAUAAAUCAAUUCAAGAAACUGAGCCCAGGUUCAUGUGAGGGGGGUUUAUCAACUGGAAACUUCACCAGGUUGAACUGAUGUGCUCAAGCAGGGCUAUGAAACAGGCUCCAGGGCAUGAAUAUAGCUUGAAUGUCCAUUUGCAUGUGGAUAAAGCUCUUCACAUCUGUCAGGGAUGGACAAAACACAGGAUAUCCCAUGGGAUACAACGUCAGUGCUGCACUGCCCGAAGCUUGGGAGCUGCCAGCAUCUUCCCAAGUGCUGGGGGAUGGCUGCAGCACUCGGUGGAGUAUCCCAGUGCAUCCCAGUCCUGGAAUGACAGCAAAGCUCUUGUCAUAGUUGGCUGUGCUGCAGCUCCGCUCCUGGCCUGGCCACUGCCCAUCCUUAUGUGCAGCUCCAGAAUGUAACUUGUGAGCUGUGGAUGUGUUCUCUGCUCCUCCCCUUGCUAUGAGCGUGUUCCUGACAGCAGGACACGACCAUCCGUGCUUGGCCUAAUCUCCCCCCUUAGGUUAACUUCUGUGUCUCUCACAUGAACCAGUGCUUGUCUUCUCCUUCAGGCUUUGUGUCCCACCAACACUGGGCAUCUCUGCUUGGCUGGGCAGUGGGGCCCUGCAGUGCUGGGAAUGCUGAUCUUCACCUGGAAUGAGGCCAGGUUGGGUUGGAGAGCUCUUUGGUACUCUGGAUAAUGCCACAACUACCUGAGCUCUCCAGAGCCCUGCCUAAGUGCAGGCAGCUUUGCUUGCUGGGUAAGGAGUGAUUUAAGAGCAGCUCCUGCACCCUUAGGGUCCAAGACCAGAGUUAGUCUGGGGUCAGGCACUGGUUUAGAUGGAGCUGAGGAACAAUUCCUUCCCCAAAGGGUGCUCAGGCAUUGGAACAGGCUGCCCAGGGCAGGGCUGGAGUCACCGUCCCUGCAAGUGUUCACACCCCGUGUAGCCGAGGCCUCAGUGCCAUGGGUUAGUGGUGGCCUUGGCAGUGCUGGGAACGGUUGGGCUUGAGGAGCUUAAAGCUCUUUUCCAAGCUGGUUGAUCCUGUGAUUGUCCCAGCCCAGGGCUGUGGCUGCAGAGCUGGGCCCUGCUCCAGAGAUGAGCACGUUGGAAAGGAAGGUCAGGAUUAGGGAGUGGGAAUCCAGUUCUGGAAAGCCACGGGAGCAGAUGUAUCCAAACCAAACACAACCCGGCUCCUGCCUGCUCCCCUCUGAAGCUGUAGGAGGAUCCUCUCCUGCUUCCCCUGGGUAGAACCGAGUGCUGCUGCUGCUGCUGCUGAAGCAGUUGGUGGUGUUCAGGAGGCAGAGAUGGGAUCCUCGGAAGAGCAGGUGAUAGAUCCUGGGGGUGCCUUUCCCCUUUCUCCCUUCCUCAUGGAACAUCAGGUUUGCUCUCCUGUUCCUCACGCUGGCAGCGUGUCAUGGCCAUAGCUCUGACCCUCGUGCUCUGCUGACGUGACUUCUCACAGCUCUCCUUUGGCCAAAGCUCUGUUCAAAACAGAAACCAAACCCACCCAACCCACCCUUCCCCCUGGAGUAGCUGCUGCUGCCCCACGUUCUCUGCCUAAUGUUGAGGAAUAGGGAUUUCUUCCAUGAACACCUUUCUGUGUAUAUAGACGAGAAACUCUCCUGGUCUUUUAGGUGUCACAUCACUAUUUAGCUCCCCAAGCAAAGCACCCACCACUUGUGGUCUCCUGCAGACGGAGGAGCCCCAGAGGUGGCUGAAAGCGUUGCUGGUGAGGUCCAGGGUGUGUGUGGGGGGAACAGGUCAGAGCAGAACGUGAUUUAAAGCUGCAGAUUGAUGGUCAAAGCCCUUUCCCCGCAGUUGCACUCGUGCAUGCCUGCUCCCCAGCCCUGUGCUGGAAAUACUGGUUUACUCUUUCUAUUCAAGGAAAAAAGACUCUUUAAUUAUUUAUAGCUCCUCUACCAGAUGUCAACUUCACGGAUAAAUUAUAUUUGGUUAAAUAAAGAUGACAUUUAUUUA